AGAUCCCUUCGAGAUUUCUGUGCCCGAGCGUGAUGUCGAGAUGUCUGUGUAGCGUCCGGAGCAACCAGCUGUAGCGUUUCGUACUUCGUCCUCUGGCCGCCAUGGCUGAAGCCUCUGCAACAACGCCGGAGGUCACAGCCCGGCAGGACGUUGAAGGAAGCCGUAUCCAAGGUCGAUCAAACACCGGAGAUGAUGGAGGCAUAUUUGGAGCACUUCCUGAACCCCAGCCUUACACGCUGCAUGUCGAGAAUCUCUCCUUGGAGGCUCCUGUGGCUGGUGUGCCACUUCCACUGCCUAUACCUGUUUCAUUGCCUCCGAAGUUAGCCAGUCGCGUUCUCGGCAAGAAGUACCGAUCUUAUGCCGGCAAUAGAACUUUGUUGUUGAGGAACGUCAGCCUCGAGAGCCAUCCCGGAGAAGUACUGGCAAUCAUCGGGAGCAGUGGCAGCGGCAAGACGACACUGCUGAACGCGAUCGGCCAGCGAUCAGGUCGCUUGAAGACCUUGUCUGGUUCAGUCACCUUUAGGCCAGUAUCAUCUAGUAGCAAUUAUGUUGAGUGUCCGACGGCUGCCCAGGGGACAUCCUUGGUACCCAGAAAGCUGGGAGGGGUGAUAGGCUUCGUUCGACAAGACGAUUUCUUGCUUCCAUGCUUGACCGUGCGUGAAACUUUGAGGUUUGCUGCCUACCUGCGACUUCCUGCAUCAAUCAGUUCGUCUGCAAGAGAAGAAAUAGUCGAGAAGACGAUUGCAGAGUUAGGUCUCAAAGACGCAGCAGACACAGUCGUCGGAGGCGCUCUGCGGAAGGGCAUAUCGGGCGGAGAGCGGCGGAGGUUAUCAAUAGGCUGUGUUCUCGUCACACUUCCCAGCGUCCUUGUGCUCGAUGAACCUACUACUGGGCUGGAUACGACCGCUGCCUUUCAUUUGCUCUCGCUUCUCUCCUCUCUGGCACGACGCGGACGCACGGUAAUUAUUAGUAUCCACCAGCCUCGGUCAGAUGCAUAUCCACUCUUCGACCGUAUCUGCCUCCUCGCUCGAGGGUCGGUUGUAUAUUCGGGUCCCAGAGCCGAGGCCUUGAAUUGGUUUGCUCAACUGGGCUUCGACGCACCUCCUCGGAUCAAUCCCCUGGACUUCCUCAUAGAUAUCAGCGCCAUCGACACCAGGGACGAAGAGAGUGAGGUCAGGACGACAGAGCAAGUGAAUCACCUAGUGAAGCGUUGGCAGGACUAUGCGGAGAAGACGGCGGAGACUCGCACCGCGUUGGACUCCGUCCAUGAUCGCGAUGACCAGUCUGUCGUUUCAUCUGACCAUGCGGACGGUGUGAAGUCCAAGAAUAAGCGACCUUCACUCGUUCUGCAGACAUUAGUUCUUACGAGACGUGCUUACCUGAAUGUAUAUCGGGAUUAUGGCCAACUGUUCGGCUUCCUCCUCCAGGUAAUCCUGAUUGGACUCGCAACCGGUCUAACGUUCUAUAAACCUCCGGAAACGCCUGCCGGAAUACAGACGCUGAAGACGGUCUACUAUCAAGGCCAAGUAGCGUUCUUCUAUCUCUCAAUCGUUCUGUACAUCUUUAUAAUAUGCAGUAAUCUUAUCGUCUUCGACCGUGAACGCGAGGAUCAUCUCUACUCGGUGGUACCAUAUGUUGUCAGCAACUUCUUAGCAUUUCUUCCUAUCAAUAUCAUCACUCCAUCGUUGUAUGGCAUAAUUCUCUACUUCAUGUGUGGAUUCCGCAAGGAUAACCUUGCGAGGAACCUGUUCAUCUUCAUAGGAAACAAUAUACUUCAACAACUGGCGUCUUUCGCAUACGGUCUUUUUGCAGGAUCGAUGGCUAGGCCGUUUGCCGAGGCUUCUUUACUCGCCAACGGUCUCUCGAUUAUGUUUGUGCUGAGCGCAGGAUACAUAAUAGUCCACUUACCCGGAUACAUCGGCUGGACUCGUUGGCUUUCCCCGUACUUUUAUGGUUACCAUUGGGUCGCCAUCUCUCAGUUUAAGGGGAGAGACUUUGAAUGUGCGGGGGUCGAGGGAGCCGCAAGAAACCAGUGCAACGGGGAUAAUGUCCUUCGUGGCCUCCGGUUUAAUCUGAACACUCCACUGUGGGUGUAUCCUGUCGGUUUGGUCGGCUUCAUUGUUGUAGUCCUUGUCAUUGCAGCAUGCCUCCUUCAGUUCUACCACCCAGGUGGAGUCCGCCACGCAGCAAAGCAGAUUGGGAAAGACACCGGGUCUGCACGCGCCGAGAAGGUGGCGGAGGGCAUCAAUCCACCUGAGCGGGACCCCGUGCAGGUGGAAUUACGCAACUUGUCAUUAGAAGUCAGCCAGCGCGAUUUAUUAGGACGGCAGAGUCGGAAGACCAUCCUGUCAGAUAUAAGCGCUGUAUUCAAACCGAGACAAGUGUCAGUGAUCAUGGGCCCGUCGGGUGCUGGGAAGAGUUCUCUCCUUGAGGUAAUCUCAGGCCAGCUGGCCACCGGCCUUUCCUCUAGGUUUAAGGUGACUGGAGAUGUGCUCUUCAACGGCGAGCCGAUGUCCGAGGCGACGAAAGGGCUUGUGGCGUUUGUACAGCAAAGUGAUAACUACUUGCUUCCGGCCCUUACGGCGAGUGCUGCCCCGAUACGUGAGACGUUGCAUUAUGCGGCAGAUCUGCACUUGCGAGGAAUGCCCCGAAAGGACAAAUUGCGACGUGCCGAGGAAGUCCUCCGUAUGAUGGGACUCCGUCCCGUCGCAGAUAACAUCGUUGGCGGAGAGAACGUCAAAGGGAUCAGCGGUGGAGAGAAGAGAAGACUGUCCUUGGCAAUACAGCUCAUAUCCGAUCCCUCGGUCCUGAUCUGCGACGAGCCCACGAGUGGCUUGGAUGCUUUCAUCGCUUUGAGCAUCAUGGACACUUUGCGACAGAUUGCUGCUUCGGGUAGAACUGUCAUUGUCACGAUACACCAGCCUCGGUCGGAAAUUUGGGCGAAGUCGUUCGAUGAUGUGCUGCUUCUGUCUGGUGGCCGAACUGUGUAUGCUGGACCGAAAGACCAUCUUCUACCGACUCUUGAAUCAGCCGGCGAGGUGGCGCCUCUCUAUUAUAAUCCCGCCGACUUUGCCUUGGAUAUCAUUUCUGUCGAUCGACGGGAUGAGCUCGCCAGAAAGGAAACAACGGCCCGGGUGGAGAAGCUUAUCGACUUCUGGCGCUCCGGAACCGAGAUGAAGCGGCUGGAAGACCACAAAGUCGAGACUACGACGCCUCGUCCGCCAGCGGAGGUCCGUAAUCACAAGCAGAGAUCGUCCAGGUUCUUCGCUUUGCCAAUAGUGUUGAGUAGGAGUUGGAAGAAUCUGCGUAGGCAGCAGGAUGUCUUUGUGGCUCGAUUGGCGAACCCGCCUUUCCUCGUUCUCUUAUUCUGGCUGUUCUUCUUGCGUCUGUCCAAAGGCCCCUCUGGCGCUCAGGACCGCAUAGGCUUGCUGAUCGAGAAUAGUGCAAUGCCUUUCGUCGGCAUGUUAGCGUCCAUCGCCAUUUAUCCAGCCGAGAGGGACGCAUUCUAUAGAGAGUAUAAGAACCCUACGUCUCGUUACAGCGCGGCAACCUUCAUUCUAUCAUACACUAUUCAAGAGAUACCCAUACAGCUAGUGGCAUCGAUGAUAUAUUCGAUCAUCAUGUUAGGUGGUAUGAACCUACAGUUGAACGCCCGCAUAUAUUUCGAGUACACGGUGGGCGUUUUCGGUUUAUUGAGUUUUGGCGAGAGCAUCGGUAUUAUCUUUGCGAGUUGGGUGAUCAACGGAGGUCUUUCGGUGUCCAUAGUAUCUUCUGCCUUGACUAUCAUGUCACAGACAUGCGGAAUCUUGUCUGCGACCCUCCCGAAAUGGCUGCAAGUCAUUGCAUGGGCUGGCGCUUUGACAUACCAAGUGAGGGUGGCCUUCAUCAACGAGUUCACCGGGUUGCAGUUUAACUGCACUGACGCCGAGAUAGCGUCCGGAGAAUGUCUAGCUGUGAGCGGAGAGCAGAUGAUAGAGACCUUUGGCUUCAAGGACAGGAAUACAGCGAAAUUUACAGGACUGCUCCUUGUUGUUGUUACUAUCUAUCGACUGCUGGCUUGGCUCGCGGUGAGGCUUCGCGUAGCGUUGUUCUAGCUUCGACCAGAGGAGUCGAGGCUCGUAUUUUGCUGCAUUUAUUCACGGAUGUACAUUACAGCACAUACUCGGAUGGACGUGGACAUGUAAUUACGCGUAUGCAUGUAACUUUGUCUUCUUGAGCAAUGGUAUUCUUGAC
This is a messenger RNA of Gloeophyllum trabeum ATCC 11539, 4233 nucleotides long. RefSeq names its product P-loop containing nucleoside triphosphate hydrolase protein. Gene Ontology annotation, cellular component: membrane. Lineage: Eukaryota; Fungi; Basidiomycota; Agaricomycetes; Gloeophyllales; Gloeophyllaceae. The record is from RefSeq and is a predicted model, not a curated record. Gene Ontology annotation, molecular function: ATP hydrolysis activity; ABC-type transporter activity; ATP binding. The coding region runs from base 102 to 4094 and encodes 1330 amino acids. The transcript has 22 exons.